Messenger RNA from Telopea speciosissima, 1978 nucleotides. RefSeq names its product protein phosphatase 2C 70-like. Bases 62 to 1705 code for a protein of 547 amino acids. Gene Ontology annotation, biological process: protein dephosphorylation. Gene Ontology annotation, molecular function: cation binding; protein serine/threonine phosphatase activity; protein binding. The transcript is spliced from 13 exons. NCBI's taxonomy places the organism in Eukaryota, Viridiplantae, Streptophyta, Magnoliopsida, Proteales, Proteaceae. The record is from RefSeq and is a predicted model, not a curated record.
CGACCAUUUCAAAGCGCCCUUCUCGCUCUUCUCCUCUUCCGCUCUACCUUUCCAAGCUGCGAUGGCGAUACCAAUGGCAGAGAGCAUUGUCGUUCUGCUCCUGCUUAUGCUGAUUCUAAUAAUCCUCCUUAUCCUCUUGGCAUUUAAGCCAUGGCGUUUCUUCUUCUCUUCUUCUCGAUCUCGUUUGAUCAAGGUCGGUGAUCUAGAAAGGCCUCUCUUUUCUGAUGAUCCAGAUUCGGUCCAAAACCAAAACAAUGAAUUGGGAAGAAAUUAUGUUUCAGAGGGGUCCCAUCUUCAAACUGAAGGGAGCUUCGGCUCACCAAGAGCACGUGGCCUUGUCUGUAAACAGAGACUUCCAUCAACUGAUGCACAUUCAACCCAAGGUGCUACUUUGGUUCUAGAUGUAGUUUCUGAUCUGUCGGAAGAUGUUCUGGUCGGUCAAACACUAAAGCGUCCUCUGGUGUCACACCGCUCAAUUGAUGAGGGAAAACAUGCUAAAAAAGAAGACUCUAAAUAUGGUCUCUCAGUCAUUUCUGCUGAUAGCUAUCAUGGAUCUUUGCCUAAGGCUAUCAGAUAUCAAAGAAGCAGCCUUACCCUGGAAGUUAUAUCUGGCCCUUCUCGUGGGCUUCGCUGCUCCUUACAGUCAACGAAUACUUCUCGACUUCCACUGACCCUGGGGAGAGUUCCUCCCAGUGAGAUGUUACUGAAUGACUCAGAAAUCUCGGGAAAGCAUGCCAUGAUAAAUUGGAACUUGAAUACAUUGAAAUGGGAGCUGGUGGACAUGGGGAGCCUAAAUGGAACACUUUUGAAUUCUCAGGCCAUCCACCAUGCUGAUUCUGGUGGUAGACAAUGGAGUGAACCCAUCGAGCUUGCAAAUGGAGACAUAAUAACUCUUGGCACUUCAUCAAGAAUAUUUAUGUUAGCUGGAGUGGAUGGGGGGGGGGGAGUGGCAAACUUCCAGGAAUGGGGAUUGGGGAAGGUUCAAAUUGCUCAUGCUGAAAACCAAAUUCCCUUUGGAGUUGGUAUGGCUUCUGAUCCCAUGGCCUUGCGUCGAGGAGGGAAAAGGCUUCCCAUGGAAGACAUGUGCUACUACCAAUGGCCUCUUCCAGGAGCCGAACAGUUUGGACUGUUUGGGAUAUGUGAUGGGCAUGGUGGAGUAGGAGCUGCCAAAGCUGCUAGCAAAAUGCUGCCUGAGAUGGUUGCAAAUAUCUUGUCAGUUUCGGAAAAAAGACAGAGGGUUCUUUCCCUUUGUGAUGCUUCAAAUGUGCUCAGGGAUGCAUAUUCUCAGACAGAAGCAUCUAUGAACCAUUCGUAUGAGGGGUGCACUGCAACAUUGCUUUUGGUUUGGGCUGAUGGCAAUGAAGAGUUCUUUGUACAAUGUGCAAAUGUUGGAGAUUCUGCUUGCGUGUUGAAUAUUGAUGGCAAGCAAAUCAAGAUGACAGAAGACCAUAGAGUAACCAGCCAGUCCGAAAGAGUCCGCUUGAAACAAACAGGACAACCAUUGAAAGAUGGGGAAACACGCCUAUGCGGUCUGAACCUAGCCCGGAUGCUUGGAGACAAAUUUUUGAAAGAACAAGAUUCCCGCUUUAGUUCGGAGCCUUACAUAAGUGAGGUUGUGCACAUCGAUAAAGCUAGCAAGGCAUUUGUUCUUAUGGCAAGGUGCCUUAGCUGCGGCCUGAGGGAGGUGUCAAUGACAAUCUUUUGAAGUGAUUAAGGUGAGUCUGUUGAUAUGUAUUGUUUAGCAGGCGAGGAAUUUGAAGGGUUAGUUCCCAAACUCCCUUUGAGGCAAUGCUACAGUUGCAAAACUCCUGGUAGAUCAAGAUCCUUUGCAGCGAGAUGGGGAUAUGAUUGAAUGGAGAUCCUGAGAACAAAUGCCACUGAGAGAUGAAUCUGGGACACCGACAGCUUAAUCCAAUCAUGAUGCAGAAUCGGUGCAAUGUAGUGCUAUUGUGUAAAUACCAUAACCCUUGCAUUUGCA